This is a messenger RNA of Anthostomella pinea, 1383 nucleotides long. The record is from the annotation of a GenBank genome assembly. NCBI's taxonomy places the organism in Eukaryota, Fungi, Ascomycota, Sordariomycetes, Xylariales, Xylariaceae.
AUGGGUCAAAACCAGUCUGGACUGGGCGGCCCCGGCCAGGACGGCAAGGACGAGAAGGACAAGAAGAAGGAGAAGCCCAAGUACGAACCUCCGCCCCGACCCACCACCCGCAUCGGUCGCAAGAAGAGAAAGGCCGCCGGUACCUCGGCUGCCGCCAAGCUGCCUGCCAUCUACCCGACCAGUCGAUGCAAGCUCCGUCUGCUGCGCAUGCAGCGCAUCCACGACCAUCUGCUCCUCGAGGAGGAAUACGUCGAGAACCAGGAGCGCCUGAGAAAGGCAAAGGCUGCCAAGGAUAACGCUGGUGCGGCGCCCGACCCUGAAGCUGGCGACCGUAAUGCCGACGAGCGUGGCCGAGUCGACGACAUGCGUGGCAGCCCCAUGGGAGUCGGCACGCUGGAGGAGAUGAUUGACGACGACCAUGCUAUCGUUUCCAGUACUACGGGCCCCGAAUACUACGUCAGCAUCAUGAGUUUCGUCGACAAGGACCUGCUGGAGCCGGGCGCAUCCGUGCUGCUGCACCAUAAGAGCGUCUCUAUUGUGGGCGUGCUUACGGACGACACGGAUCCCGCCGUCAACGUCAUGAAGCUGGACAAGGCGCCGACCGAGUCGUACGCUGAUAUUGGUGGUCUGGAGCAACAAAUCCAGGAAGUCCGGGAGUCUGUGGAGCUGCCCCUGCUGCACCCUGAGCUCUACGAGGAGAUGGGUAUCAAGCCACCCAAGGGUGUCAUUCUCUAUGGUGCUCCAGGUACCGGCAAAACGCUACUGGCUAAGGCCGUCGCCAAUCAGACUUCGGCUACCUUUUUGCGCAUCGUCGGAAGUGAGCUGAUUCAGAAGUAUCUGGGUGAUGGACCUCGCCUCGUUCGCCAGCUCUUCCAAGCUGCGGCCGAGAACGCCCCCUCGAUCGUUUUCAUCGACGAGAUCGACGCGAUCGGUACCAAGCGAUACGACUCUACAUCGGGUGGUGAGCGGGAAGUGCAGCGAACCAUGUUGGAACUGCUCAACCAGCUUGACGGAUUCGAUGACCGAGGCGAUGUCAAGGUGAUCAUGGCGACCAACAAGAUCGAGACGCUUGAUCCUGCUCUGAUCCGACCUGGGCGAAUCGACCGAAAGAUCCUGUUCGAGAACCCCGACCAGAACACCAAGCGCAAGAUCUUCAACCUACACACGAGCAAGAUGAGCCUCAACGAAGACGUCGAGCUCGACGAGUUCAUCAGCCAGAAGGACGACCUCUCGGGAGCGGACAUCAAGGCCAUCUGCUCGGAAGCGGGUCUGAUGGCGCUGCGUGAGCGUCGUAUGCGGGUGCAGAUGGCAGAUUUCCGGGCGGCCAGGGAGAGAGUUCUCCGCACGAAGCAGGAGGGCGAGCCAGAGGGUCUGUACUUGUAG